AUGGCAUCACACGACCAGUCCUUUGACCAAAUGUCAAUGAGAGACACAUUGGAGUCGGCAUUGAUUCGUGCGAGUCAUGCAACUGAUGUCAACCAAUUGCUCGAAGAGUUUGGUGUUAUUAUAAGCGGUCGUCUAAAAGGACAGUCAUAUGGAGAACAAGCGGUUUGCGCUCCAGAACUGAGAGCUGUGGAACUCGAGUCACCCGAAGGCAACCAAAACUCCAUAUUUUUCCCCAAAUGUGUUCGUAUCAAACGGUGCGGCGGCUGUUGCGGACCCUCCCGGCUAUUAGAGUGCACUCCAACCAAAAAGUCGUACAAAAUCAUCAAAAGAGCUCACAUCAGGAUUAGGAGAUCAGUGGACGGACGGGCCGUUCCUAACCUCUCGCAACACUCAACUAACGUCGAGGAACACGAGGAAUGCCGGUGCGAGUGUAGAGUCAAACAAACCGAUUGCGACCCAUAUAUUCAUAAAUAUAGGCCAGAGUUAUGCAAAUGUGAAUGUCUUAACACAAAGGAUCAGAUGGAGUGUCGACUCAAUAACGCUUAUAGAGUAUGGGAUUCUAGCGAAUGCCGGUGCAAAUGCAUUCACACCAAACUUUGCUCCACUGGACUUCAUUUCGAUGACCACACGUGCAGAGUAGAGUGCGUGCAAAGAGUGGUUGCAUUGAAACGCGCGUUCAUUACGUGUCGGUGCGAUAUCAUUUGCGAUCCCCGAGUGGUCGUCCGCGACGAUCGGGUCUACCGUUAUGUCGGCAACGGAUCCGCUCUUAAGAUUCGCUUGAAUCCCACCUUUCCAUCCGAAGACCACAUCCAAGACAUUGCUUCUAAUCACUUGUCGCCAGACAUUCCCACAUCAGACGAACCAGAA
Molecule: messenger RNA, 867 nt
Organism: Medioppia subpectinata
Lineage: Eukaryota; Metazoa; Arthropoda; Arachnida; Sarcoptiformes; Oppiidae
Source: the annotation of a GenBank genome assembly